Venustampulla echinocandica is the source of this 3096-nucleotide messenger RNA. Its product is annotated as Nonribosomal peptide synthetase 14. The transcript has 3 exons. Gene Ontology annotation, molecular function: fatty acid synthase activity. NCBI's taxonomy places the organism in Eukaryota, Fungi, Ascomycota, Leotiomycetes, Helotiales, Pleuroascaceae. Gene Ontology annotation, biological process: fatty acid biosynthetic process; secondary metabolite biosynthetic process. The record is from RefSeq and is a predicted model, not a curated record. The coding region runs from base 1 to 3096 and encodes 1031 amino acids.
AUGCCGAACUCGCCCCAUGAGCUGCUUGGGGGGAAAAUUCCUGGUAACACAGGCUCUGAGUCAAGAUGGCAGAAUUGUUUUAAGUUACAAGAUUUGCCUUGGCUACAAGAACAUUGCAUACAGAAUCAGAUCAUUAUCCCUGCAGCUACGUAUUGCGUUAUGGCCCUCGAGGCCGCUAGGGAUAUCAGCAAAGGAAAGCAGGUAGAAAACAUAGAGCUUUCAGAUAUUACAAUUAUACGACCAAUUGUAAUAAAUGAAUCCUCGGGAGAGAUUGAGACCUUGCUAUCCGUACGCAGCAAUCUUAACUUCGAUAAUAACGGACCCGAUUUUAUUCAGGCAGAGUUUACUCUCGGUGAGAGGGCAGCUGAGGAUAAAGAUAUAAAAACUGUGGUCACAGGAAGAAUACACAUCACGCUUGCAAACACCAAUAACCUCAAUCCAGCUAUCUCAUCGCCUUCUAGACCACCCAGGCCAGCAGAGUUAAUACCGGUCAACAUCAGCCAGUUCUACGAUUCACUGGCCGAGAUAGGGUUGGGUUAUGGCGGGCCAUUCAGAGCUGUAACUUCAGCAGAGAGACGGAUGGACUUUGCGUCAGCUGUCGUUGCGACUAUAAGCGAUAAGGAAGUGGAGUGGCCAACCUUCCCUUACCCGAGCUGGCUUGAGGCUUGCUUUCAGACGUUCUUUAUUGCAUUUGCCGCCCCGAGAGAUGGUUCACUAUGGACAGCUUUCACGCCUACAAAGAUUGGUCGCAUGGCAUUGUCUUUGAACCCAUGUAUCGCCCCUGAUAUACCAGCCUCAGUGCUUGUCGACACGCAAAUUACCGGGUUCACGCCAGGAUUUCAAGCACAAUUGCCCAUAAUCAAGGGCAACAUGAAAAUAUACCACUCAGAGACCAGCCAGUUAGAGAUAGUCGUCGAAGACUUCAUGAUGAGCCCCUUGCUUCCUGCUACAGAGAAAGAUGAUAAAUUGCUCUGCUUGAAAAUGGACUGGCAACAAGACAUUCUCUCAGGAGUGGCAUUCGAGCAGCAUCAUACCUUCUGUUACAAACAGUUAGGCCUCUCACAAGCUCACAAGCAUAUAGUGAGCGUAACCCGGCAGAUCUCGCACCGGUAUGCGAAGUUGAGAAUCCUCCAGGUUGGCACAUCUUCAGCCGAUCUCGUACAAGCUGUAUGUCAAGAGCUUGAACAUACCCUUAAAUUAUAUAUGGUCGUGGAUGCAUCAAAUAGGGCUAUUGGAGGCAUGGAGGCGCAGAUGAGUUCCGAUCAGUUGAGUGUUCAAUUUGGAGUCUUUGAUGUUGAAAGGGACAUCGGAGCGUUGGACGAAACUGUCGACCUAACACCUUUUGACCUGAACUCUUUCGACCUGGUAAUUAUUCUACAGACUUUCAAGGAGAAGGUUGCCGGGUUGAGAGUCACCCGAAGCCUAGUAAAGCCAGGGGGCUUUUUACUAAUGAUGGGUGGAGAGGACGUUCCGCCUAACGCAACAAACACGACCCGCGAAAAAAUACACGACAUUCUCCAGAGCGUUGGGUUUUCUGGGGUUGAUUCCAUGGCACUUAGCAGCGCUUCAGAAACACACCCUUCCUCUAUUAUCUUGUCACAGGCACUGGAUAAUCGAGUUGGCUUUCUCAGAGCUCCUCUUAAUUCUACACCACCUAUUAGUACAAGCGGGAAACUUCUUGUUUUGGGUGGCUCCUCGCAAGUGAUUGUCAAUUUCAUCAAAGCCAUACAGGCUAAGCUAAUAUGCGUCUGGGAUGGAGAGAUCAACGUAGUUGAAUCCCUAUCCAAUUUGAAAAAUCAAGACCUCGACAAAGUGGAACUUGUGCUUAGUCUCACCGAGUUAGAUCAGUCAGUACUCGAGAAUCUUAGCGCCGAAACUUUCCAAGGUCUACAUCUACUUUUGGAGAGGUCCGAGCUGGUCCUCUAUGUCACUCACGGCGCGAGAUCAAAAAACCCACAUCACAGCGGUACAAUCGGUCUUUUGCGAGCCUUUCAAGCUGAGAACCCCGAGAAAGUUGUGCAGCUCCUCGAUUUGGAUACAAUUGACGGCAACGAGUUUCUUGUCAUAGAGAGCAUACUUCGACUUGUAGCAGGUGUUGCUAUGAGGGAUGAUGGCACAAAACGGCUAUGGAGUAUUGAGCCGGAACUUGCGGUCCGGGGAAGUAAACUUUUCAUUCCAAGAGUGAUUGUUGACAAGGAACGCAACAAUCGUCUCAAUUCUCUACGGCGGAAAGUUGAGACUAGAGCUUUCGUUGAAAAGAAGCCUGUCACUCUCGUUCGGCCUAUAGAUUCGUCUCACCUAUUAUCACCAAAUAAAACUUAUGUUCUGAUUGGCCUUAGCGGGCAUAUUGGUCAAUCUAUCUGUAGAUGGAUGGUUAAGAGUGGUGCGCGUUGUAUUGUGGUUACGAGUCGGAAUCCUAAUAAAGAAGCACCUUGGAAAGACGAAUUACAAAAUCAAGGUGCUAAAAUUGCAAUCGAGGCAGCAGAUGUCACUAAUAAACAAGACAUGAUCAACCUCCGCAAUCACAUUCUUAGCACUAUGCCACCCAUCGGGGGCGUGGCUAACGGUGCAAUGGUUCAAUCGAAUUGUUACUUUCCUGAUCUGACUUAUAAUACCUUACAAGAAGUACUAAAACCUAAGGUAGAUGGGUCAUUAAUCCUGGAUGAGGUCUUUUGUAGUACUAACCUUGACUUCUUCCUCCUAUUCUCGUCCAUUUCGGCCGUGACUGGCCAACCAUUUCAAGCAAACUAUGCUGCAGCUAAUAAUUUUAUGACCGGUUUGGCGUCUCGGAGGCGAGCUCGCAAUCUCGCUGCUACAGUAAUCGACUUCGGAACGAUUAUCGGGCUUGGUUUCAUCCAGAGGAUUGAUAGCAGCGGAGGCAGUGAGGCCAUGAUUUCUAUCCUUCGAAGUCUGGAUUACAUGCCUAUUUCCGAGCGUGAUCUUCAUCACCUCUUAGCAGAAGCAAUACUCAUGGGGAAGAGCGACCAGUCUCCGGCAAUUAUAACUGGACUGGAGACGCUCAACGCUGCCUCUAACAAUGACCCCUUCUGGCACCAAAACCUGCUUUUUUCACACGUUAUAAAAGAUGUUAGCUAG